This is a messenger RNA of Colletotrichum tamarilloi, 1269 nucleotides long. Its product is annotated as polygalacturonase. Gene Ontology annotation, biological process: carbohydrate metabolic process. The transcript has 6 exons. Gene Ontology annotation, molecular function: polygalacturonase activity. NCBI's taxonomy places the organism in Eukaryota, Fungi, Ascomycota, Sordariomycetes, Glomerellales, Glomerellaceae. The coding region runs from base 1 to 1269 and encodes 422 amino acids. The record is from RefSeq and is a predicted model, not a curated record.
AUGUUCUUCAAUCGAUUCAUCUCGACAGUGGCGUUCGUAGCUGGCUUAGCCAAUGCUCUCGCUCAGCUCGGUCCGGUUCAAGGUCUUGAUCGACGACAGGAAAAGUCUACACGUUGUGUAGUGCCUGUCAACGGUAACGGCUCUGAUGACACGCCCGCCAUCCUUGCUGCUUUUGACAAGUGCAAGACUGACGGACAUAUCAUCUUUGAGAACGUCACGUAUCACAUCGGCCAAGUCAUGAAAACUGUUGAUCUAAACAACGUCAAGAUUGAUAUCAAAGGGACUUUGCUAUGGAGCAAGAACACAACGUACUGGCUAGCGAAUUCUCUGCCAAUUGGCUACCAAAAUCAAACCGCCGCCUGGGUGCUUGGAGGAAAGCAUCUCGAUGUGAGCGGCUUUGGCUAUGGCACGUUUGAUGGAAAUGGCCAGACUUGGUAUGACUUGGUCAAGGGAGAGUCGAAUUACCCCAACCGACCUCAUGCUCUCUUGCUUGACGGGGCUGAAGACUCGGUCUUUGAGGGUCUUCGAUUUGUCCAGGCUCAAAUGUGGACGGUCACAAUCACGCGGUCCAAACGUGUUCUCCUUCAAGACAUCUAUGUCAACAACACAAGCUCCAACAGAAACCCGGCUCGUAAUACCGACGGGGCUAACACCAUGUUCUCGGAUAAUGUCCACUUUCGUCGCUGGAUAAUCAAAAAUGGAGACGACUGCAUCGCGGUCAAAGCUAACUCUACAAACAUUCUCAUUGAAAACGUGGAAUUCCACGACGGUCAGGGCGUUGCUAUUGGCAGCAUUGGGCAGUAUGCUGGCCGGUUUGAGGCCAUCGAGAACGUAACGGUCAGAAACGUCUUGGCCCAUGGAUCUCGAUAUGCCGGUCGCAUCAAGACGUGGACUGGUACGCAGCUCGGAUAUCCACCAAAUGGCGGUGGCGGUGGCCUAGGAUAUGCCAAGAAUCUCAGUUGGGAUAAUGUAACCAUUUACGACGCAGAACAGGCUCCCAUAUACGUGAUGCAAUGCAUCACCUACAACGGUCAGCAGGGCAAUUGCAGCUCGUCUUUGUUCGAUAUCUCCAACAUAAGCUUCACCAACUUCCGUGGCACACUCCAAGGAAGCCGCGUCGCCUACUUGCAAUGCAGUCGGGCUCACGGCGGAUGUGACGAUGUCCGGAUACAGAAUAUGAACUUCACCGACAUCAGUGUCGAUCCCCCGACUUCUGCGACAGGAUAUAGAUGCAGCAACGUGAAUGAACCUGAGGGAUUCAGUUGCUGA